This is a messenger RNA of Pungitius pungitius (ninespine stickleback), 3714 nucleotides long. RefSeq names its product enhancer of polycomb homolog 1-like. Bases 887 to 3406 code for a protein of 839 amino acids. The record is from RefSeq and is a predicted model, not a curated record. Gene Ontology annotation, biological process: regulation of transcription by RNA polymerase II. Gene Ontology annotation, cellular component: NuA4 histone acetyltransferase complex; piccolo histone acetyltransferase complex. The transcript is spliced from 14 exons. Lineage: Eukaryota; Metazoa; Chordata; Actinopteri; Perciformes; Gasterosteidae.
UACAGAGGUUUAUGAAUUCAUAUUUUUGUAUAUGUAUAUUGAUCGAAAAGACGACAGCAGAGUUAGGAUUGCAUUGUUUACAUGUCUCCUGCAUGAAGGCAUGAACAAAGUAUUUAUGAGAUUGCGCCACAAGGAGGCGCCAUUUGCAAAAUAAUUGUAUCUGACAGGCAUAACAGGUGCCCCUUUUUUGGUUGCGCAAUAAUUCUAACAAACAACACACGUUUAAAAUGGUGCGUCUUUUAAAAGGUUAAAACAAAUAUCUAAUACGCCAUUUGACCCCAAAACCCGAGCUACGUUGUCACUGCAACACACGUCUACAGUUUUUACUUUUUCCAUGGCUACAGAUUUGUUUAAUUAUUUUGACAUAGAUUAAUAAGUGUUUCCGUUCGUCAGCAUCCUCCCUUCGUAUUACACAAGAAAAGAUGAGAACAUUCCGAGCCUGGGAAGUUCGCAUCCUUUCAUCAGCACCCUUCCCGGUACUCUCACUCACUCACCCCCUCCCUCCUCACCCGCUACCCUAAGGGUGUCGCGAGCGCGCACGCGCGCGAAACUGCGUGGGAAUGGCUGUUCGCGCGAUCGAGGGGGUUGGGCCGCUCGGAGCGAGCGGAGAGCUGCAUGAGUUUGUAAUGUCCGCCAUGUUGGCCAUGGCGUAUUGAACCGGGGAGGAACAGCGGAGCCUACGGAGAAAAGAGACCGACGGAGAGCGACCGAGAACGGGCCUGCCCCGGCUCUCUGCGCGCUGCUACGGACCCGUGAGCCUGCCCUCGAUCGACAGGCUGACCGUCGCCAGAUUCAUCCAUGAGAACUCGAAGCAGACCGGCUGUUAUUCCUAGCAGAUCGAAUAGAUUUAUGCUGCAUCUUUUAAUAUAAAAAAAAAAAAAAAAACAUGAGUAAAUUGUCGUUUCGGGCGCGGGCGCUGGAUGCUAGUAAGCCCCUGCCCGUCUUCCGCUGCGAGGAUUUGCCAGACCUGCACGAAUAUGCCUCGAUCAACCGGGCGGUGCCGCAGAUGCCGACCGGCAUGGAAAAAGAGGAGGAAUCGGAGCACCAUCUCCAGCGCGCCAUCUCUGCGCAGCAGGUGUACGGCGAGAAGCGGGACAGCAUGGUCAUCCCCGUCCCCGAGGCGGAGCGCAACAUCACGCACUACGAGUCCCUCUACCCCGGGGAGUUCAAGAUGCCAAAGCAGCUUAUUCACAUACAGCCUUUCAGCCUGGACACGGAGCAGCCGGACUACGACCUGGAUUCCGAGGACGAGACGUUUGUGAAUAAGCUGAAGAAGAAGAUGGAAAUCACGGCCCUGCAGUUUGAAGAAAUGAUCGACCGACUGGAGAAGGGCAGCGGACAGCAGCUCGUCACCCUGCAAGAGGCCAAACUGCUGCUGAAGGACGACGACGAGCUGAUCAAGGAGGUGUUUGACUACUGGAGCCGCAAGAGGAAAGUCAGCAAGGCCGGCUGCCUCAUCCCCAACGUCAAGCAGGAGAAGAGGGACGGCUCCAGCACCAGCGACCCUUAUGUGGCCUUCCGCCGACGGACGGAGAAGAUGCAGACCAGGAAGAACCGAAAGAACGACGAGGCAUCGUAUGAGAAGAUGCUGAAGCUGCGCAGGGACCUGAGCCGAGCCGUCACCAUCCUGGAGAUGAUCAAGAGGCGGGAAAAGAGCAAGCGGGAACUGCUGCACCUGACGCUGGAGAUAGUGGAGAAGAGGAAUGGAAUGCCCGACUUCGGCAGUGAGGUGAUGGCCGAGGCGCUAGCACAGCGAGCUCUGGUGAAGCCUGUGUACACCAUCCCCAUCAUCCCCCCCUCCAGCAGCAACCAGUACAGACACCAGGACCACAUGGACAUGAAGGACUACAAGAAGCCGGAGAAGAUGGAGGCGGUGCGAACCAAGAGGAAAUACGAAAAGAAGCCCAAGAUCCCCCCCCUGUCGGCGCCUCAGCAUUCAGGGCCCUCCGUGUUCAAUCCCAAGGACCUCAACCAGUACGAUUUCCCCAGCUCGGAUGAGGAGCCCUUCUCACAGAUCCAUUCAGGCUCCUCCGAGGCAGAAGAGGAGAAUGACCCAGAUGGCUGCUACGCGUUCAGGAGGAAGGCCGGCUGUCAGUACUACCCUUCCCGUCCGGACCAGAGUGGCAGCUGGCCCUGGGUGGGCCCGUCAGAGGGUGGGCUCGGAGACCCGCGCUUCCGCUACUGUCUGACCUCACUGAACGUGCCAAGGCGCUGCAUAGGUUUGGCGCGGCGCCGUGUGGGCAGGGGGGGCAGGGUCUUGUUGGACAGAGCGCACACGGACCUAGACGCCGCCUGUCAAAGUCUGGACUCGGACCCGGAGCCCGAGCCGCUCGCGUCGCCACUUCCUCGUUCCCCGCUCCGCAGCACCAACGCCAGUACCUCAGAAACCAAUACCUCGGACCCGGCCCGCCCCGCCCACCUCCCCUCCUCCGCGUCGCCGACCCCCGUGGACCUCAGCCAGAUCCUUUUGAACAUUAAAUGUUGCCGCUGGAGGCACUUCAGACCACGGACGCUAUCCCAUCGCCUCUCGGGGGGGGGAGACUUGUCUCGCAGGGGAUUUAGGGAAUUUAGGGAUUUUAGCCGGACUCUGUCAGGACUAACCCGCACUCUCUCUGGAGGGGCCGGCUCCCAGAACCGCACCGGCCCGCCUCCGCCCCCCGUCCACGUGUUGACGGCAGAGCAGUACCAGCAGCACCAGGAUCAGCUGGUGCUGAUGCAGAAGCAGCAGCAGAGCCAACAGCAGCAGCAGCAGCAACAGCAGCAACAAGCCAUCCCCCCCGCGGCCCCUCCUCCCAGCACGCAGGCCCUCGCGUCUAAGACGCUGGACCAGGCCAGCGCCCAGUUCGCUGCCUCGGCCCUCAUCACCACCGACCAGCUGCUGGCCUUCAAGUCCAAAGAGGAGCUGGUGCUGGCGGGCGGAGUCAACGGGGUCCUGGCCGGUGCCGGUGUUUUCAAAGGCUUGCAUCUCUCCAGCGGCACGGCGGCCGCUCUCCAGACCAACCAGUCGACGCACGCCACCAACACCCCCACCUCCCUCCAGCCCUCCUCCAACUCCACCACCCCGUCGCCCGCCAACGCCGUCCCCGCCUCCCUCGCCUCCACCCCCAGCGCAGCGGCGGCUCUGGGGUUCCUGGGAUGCGGCGCCGCCAGCGCCCCCACCGCCACCACUCAGGUCCUCCUCGGGAACAACAUCUGUCUGAGCGUGCCGUCGGGCGGACGCCACAUCCCCCGCGCCCUCGGCAUCGUGCCACCUUCUGCCUUAAAGCUGUCGGCCACCACCAACCUGCAGAUGCCCAAAGUGUCCGGAGCGUCGUCCAUGGACAUGGGCUCACGGGAUAAUCACGACGAAGACAAGCCAGCACUGAACAGUAUAGCGGACAACACAGUGGCCAUGGAGGUGACGUAGUAGCAGGGCGGAGAAGGCUCCACUCUUUAGGUGCUGUGCAUCGUAGCAUCGGGGAUGCAGAAGGGACAGCAGGACGAGGACGGCCGAUUCUCAUCUCUCAUACUUUUUAAAAGCUUUUUUUUUUUUUUUUUUUUAAGUAAAAGAUUGACACCUGUAAAUUAUGAAUAUGGCAAAAUGAGUAACUGUACAGUAACUACAUAUUUGUAAUACCCCUCCCCCCUUGUAUAUAUAUUACUUGAAUACAGAACUGUCCAUUUGUGAUGUUUUGCACUUGGGAGUCCAACUUACAGGAGAAAAAAAAAAAGAAA